GGGGAGGGGAAGGGGGAGCCCUGGGCUGCUGCUAGGGGCUCCCGGAACCAUCGCAUCCCUGCCCGGGGGGUGUCAGCGCUCGGCGCCCGCGGAGUGUGGCCAGCGCUCCCGGUGCUGUAGUUGUUGGGGUCCGCGCCGGGAGACUCCAACAAUGUCCCAUUUCAACAAAGCCGAGCAAGAUGACUGGAUGACUGUUUAUCUGAAGUAUCUCUUGUUUGUGUUUAAUUUCUUCUUCUGGGUGGGUGGUGCUGCAGUGAUGGCUGUUGGCAUAUGGACCCUUGUUGAAAAAAGCGACUAUCUGAAUAUCCUGGCAUCUAGUACAUUUGCCGUGUCUGCAUACAUCCUGAUCUUUGCUGGAGGUCUUGUGAUGAUUACAGGUUUUCUGGGAUUCUGUGCAAUCAUCAGGGAACAAAGGAGCUGUCUUUCCACAUAUUUCUCCAUGCUCCUCUUGAUCUUCCUUAUUGAGCUGGUUGCUGGAGUUCUUGCCUAUGUUUACUAUCAAAGGCUAAGCGAGGAGCUGAAACAGCAUCUGACCCAGACCCUGACUGAGAAUUAUGCUGUUCCUGGGAAAACACACAUCACCCAUUCCAUCGAUCGCCUGCAGCAAGACUUCAAAUGCUGUGGCAGCAAUAGCUCCGCUGAUUGGCAGCACAGUGUCUAUAUCCUGUCUGUAGAGUCCAGUGGCCGAGUGGUACCAGAUAGCUGCUGUAAAACAGUCACCUUCAAAUGUGGGAAGAGGGAUCAUCCAUCUAACAUUUACAAGGUGGAGGGAGGAUGCAUUACUAAACUGGAACAGUUCCUGGCAGAUCACCUUUUGAUAAUGGGAGCUGUUGGCAUAGGAGUAGCUUGCCUUCAGAGCUGUGGGAUGAUUUUUACCUGCUGUCUACACAGAAGAAUUAAAAUGGACUCUUACUGAAGACUAAAAGUCUCCGCUCUCUUUGCCUUAAUGCACAAUCUAGAGAAGCAACAUUUCAACGUGUAUCAGUAUUACCUGUGCAUGCUUAAUGGGCAUAUUUAUAGCCUCCUUCUCUGUUCAUGUUGAUAUGCCUUAAAUCGAGAUGAAUUUUAGCAAGUUCACUGCCUGGAACACUUUCCAAUCCACCUUGAAAUAAUUCUUAACUGAGAAGAGAAAAAAAUAUUUUCUAUUGUUUUUUGGUACAAGAUUUUUUUUUUUUUUUAAAAAGCGUUACUACUCUUAUGCAGUAUGAUUUGUAAGGACAUUCUUUUGUAGCUCCACAAUCUGUAUUGUUCAGUGACAGUGCAUCCGCUGCAUAUUCAUCCCAGAUUUUCUUAGUUUAACAGAAAUAUCUUCAUGACUAUAGGAUAUUUUAACUUGAGCAACUAGCUUUAUUUUUUUAAACGAAGGGAUUUUUUAUAUUUCAGAACUAUGUCAACUUUUUGCUGUUUAGUAUUUUUUUUCAAUCUGUGUCUGUCUCCCUCUCCCUCCAGGUCCAGUUGAGGCUGCACGGCAGUCACAGCACCUUUUGUGUCAGACAGAGAGUAACAGACUGGCCCUCCUGCCAGAGCUGCACCAGGAAUAGCCCAGCAGAGGGCACUAUAUGAGUAGACUGGAUGCAUUUCAACUAGAUUUGAUUUAGAACAGUGGUUCUCAAACUGCAGGUCAUGACCUCGUUUUAAUGGGGUCGCCAGGCCUGGCUUAGACUUUCUGGGGCUUGGGGCCGAAGCCUGAGGUGGGGCCGAAGCCUGGGUGAUGGGGCUCAGGUUACAGGCCCCCUGCCUGGGGCUGAAGCCCUUGGGAUUUGUCUCUGGCCCUCCCGCCUGAGGUGGUGGGGCUUGGGCUCAGGCUUCGGCCCCACCACCUGGGGUCAUGUAGUAAUUUUUAUCAUCAGAAGGGGGUCAUGGUGCAAUGAAGUUUGAAAACCCCUGAUUUAGAAGUAUGUUCAAUUAUAAUUUAGGGCCUCUGGGAAGAUUGUGAGUAGGAGGCAACAGUGGGAGAGUAUCCGCUUUUGCAUUGCUCUUGUUGCUGUUCCAUAUUUGUCUGAAGUGCCUCCGUUAGGACUUUUAGCUUUACUGCUUUAUUGCAGACUACCAGCACAAACCUAACUGAUAAAAGAGGAGAUUUUGUGCCCAGCUUAGGGAUCCUGAUUCAGAGGAGAAAAAUCUCUUUUUAAAAAGGAUUUUGAAAUGCUACACUACAUCAUUCAACUGUUUUCUGUCAUCAGAAUAAGAUGCAUUAUAUCAACUCCACUUAGGUAUAAGGGUUAUUUUGCUAAUAAGCCCUACAGUUACUAAGAACAAAUAAAAAGAAAUAGCAUUAAAAACAAAUCUGAAUUGCUGUCACUUUGCUGUGAUUGCCAAAUUGCUCAGAAACCACUUUGACGAGCACAGGAUGGAUAAAUGAUUAGAUAGGUGGAAUGGGUGCCUAGAUGGAACAGAUGGCUAGACAGAAUAGAUAGAUGGAUGGCGAGAUAGAAUGGAUGGCUAGAGGUGCAAUACAUUUUCUUUCCGAUUCUCUCUUUCAGGACAGUGAAAUUCUUUCAGUAACAAAUGAUUCUGCUGCCACAUAGUUAGUUCUUGAUUACGCAGUUGCAAAAUAGAAGGAAAUCCCCACUUCUUUAUAUGAAUGUAAAUGAUGUAGUGUAGGCAUAGCCUAGGGUUACCACAUUUUGAGCUUCCAAAAGGAGAACACUCCACGGGGCCCCGCCCCCAGCCCCGCCCAUGCCCCGGCCCCAAC
Messenger RNA from Trachemys scripta elegans, 2695 nucleotides. RefSeq names its product tetraspanin 11 (gene TSPAN11). The coding region runs from base 152 to 916 and encodes 254 amino acids. Gene Ontology annotation, cellular component: membrane. The record is from RefSeq and is a predicted model, not a curated record. NCBI's taxonomy places the organism in Eukaryota, Metazoa, Chordata, Testudines, Emydidae. The transcript is spliced from 8 exons.